AUGGUCAUUCGACGACACCCCGAUGCAUGCAGCAUCGAUGGCGAAGGAGAGUACGCCUUGCGUUUGGCAAAGUCUGAAAGGCUUCUCAGCGCCCUCCGCACCACGUCAGGUGCUGUUCUUGAUCAAUUGCAGCUUCAAAAUUCUUCCCCUCUGCUUCGCUAUCAUUAUCCAUUUUCUAUGCCGCAUAACCCUUCUUUCCUGCUACCUACGGGGUUCCUUCAUAGCCCCGAUCUCUGCGAAGUGUAUGUUCAUGUUAGUUUAGUUUACGCCAACGGGGUGGUCAAACGGCCUAAGUUGGGCCGACGCAGAAAGAGCCUGAAGAUGAAUAUUUGCCGUGAAAAGGUCACCCACGAAGGGUUCGAUCUGCAGGACCUUGCUCCAAGGAUUGCGCCGAUGUACAGGCUUCAUGAAGAUUACUUGCCUGACCUUCAGCAUGAGCUGCCGCCAGCAUUAAGAAUGCUGUCACUUCGGCCGAAGGCGAUAAACGUUGACCAGCUCAUCGAAUUCGCCAAAGAGACAAGACGACAAAUUCCGCCUUCUCAUCUGAACGCGAUCGUGAUGGGCCUUCAAUCGCUCCAGAACGGCGACGUGGACAAUGGCUCUGACAUCUUUGCCAUCGUCCGCCUUCCUAACCUCAUCAAUCUUAUUCUGAACUUCAAAGACAUCUUCCGGACCACCGUUCUUCUAAAGCAUCUCAUGCCAGCAAGAGGUUGGGCGAUCCAGGCGUACACGGGUCCACCUCUCGCUUUCAUCACCUCUCUUCUUCUGUACCCGAGAUUGGCGACUCCCCUCCCAAACGCCGUCUUGCCCGCCGUCGCCGGCCUCUUCGUCCUCCUCGCCCUGCACCACCUCGUGCGCGGCGUCCGCUCUGAGCAGGCGUUUGCAAAUCUCUGGCGUGUGAUGGAGGAGUUUGGGCACACUCUGGCUAAAUCUAAAACUCCACGGAGGAGAGACGAGAGAGGGAGUGCAUUGAGAAGGUCAGAAGCGGCCCUGUCGAGGAUGGGCGCAGGGUUGUAUGGGACAUUGUCGGGGACUUGGGUUGCACUGAGGCCUGAGCACCUCUCAUGUCUAACUCAAACCGCGCAAGCACACUUCCUCGCCCUUGCGUAG
Messenger RNA from Cyclocybe aegerita, 1110 nucleotides. Lineage: Eukaryota; Fungi; Basidiomycota; Agaricomycetes; Agaricales; Hemipholiotaceae. The record is from the annotation of a GenBank genome assembly.